Messenger RNA from Odocoileus virginianus texanus, 3212 nucleotides. NCBI's taxonomy places the organism in Eukaryota, Metazoa, Chordata, Mammalia, Artiodactyla, Cervidae. The record is from RefSeq and is a predicted model, not a curated record.
CAGCUCUUUGGGAGGUAAUGUCCUCCUUUUGCAGUUGACAAAAUGAGAUGAAGACUCACGGAGGCUAAAGUUAACAAUACUGCAUUGUACGUUUAAAAGUAGCUGAGCAAGUAGAUGUUACUUCGAGGUAAAAACAACGAGGUGACGAGACAGAGAGGAACUCUCCCAAGAUCACGAAGGAGGUGGGAUUCCAACGCCAACGCCAGAGCCGUGAGGAGCGUGCGGCCCGGCCUCUGCAUUUGUUAGGACGUUCCGGUGGCCCACACCCGCAAUGGAAGAGUUAAUAGUUGAACUUCGUCUCUUUCUUGAACUCCUGGACCACGAGUAUCUCACCUCAACUGUCAGGGAGAAGAAGGCAGUCAUCACAGACAUCCUGCUGAGGAUACAGUCAACCAAAGGUUUGGAAGUGAAGGAUCAUGCCAUGAAGCCGGAGACCCCCAGCAGCCUGCCGGCCCCUCCCCAGAUGCCUUUGCCCGAGAUCCCACAGCCGUGGCUGCCACCCGACAGUGGGCCGCCACCGCUCCCAACGUCCUCUCUCCCGGAAGGCUACUACGAGGAGGCCGUGCCCCUGAGUCCCGGGAAAGCUCCAGAGUACAUCACCUCAAAUUAUGACUCGGAUGCGAUGAGUAGCUCUUAUGAAUCAUAUGAUGAGGAGGAGGAGGAUGGGAAGGGGAAGAAGACGCGGCACCAGUGGCCUUCGGAGGAAGCCUCCAUGGACCUGGUGAAGGACGCCAAGAUCUGUGCCUUCCUGCUGAGGAAGAAGCGCUUCGGGCAGUGGACCAAGUUACUCUGCGUCAUCAAAGACACAAAAUUGCUGUGCUACAAAAGUUCCAAGGAUCAGCAGCCCCAGAUGGAACUGCCGCUCCAAGGUUGCAACAUUACAUACAUCCCGAAAGACAGCAAAAAGAAGAAGCAUGAACUGAAAAUCACCCAGCAGGGCACAGACCCACUUGUUCUUGCCGUCCAGAGUAAGGAGCAGGCUGAGCAAUGGCUGAAGGUGGUCAGAGAGAUCUACAGCGGCUGCAGCGGGCCCGCCGAGCCGGAGUGUCCUCCCCCAUCGAGCUCCCCGGUGCACAAGGUGGAACUGGAGAAGAAACUGUCUUCAGAGAGACCAAGUUCAGAUGGUGAGGGUGUUGCAGAAAAUGGAAUUGCUAUGUGUAAUGGAAAAGAACAAGUUAAGAGGAAAAAAAGUUCCAAAUCAGAGGCCAAGGGAACCGUGUCUAAAGUCACUGGGAAAAAAAUCACCAAGAUCAUCGGUUUGGGAAAGAAAAAGCCGUCGACGGAUGAGCAGACCUCCUCGGCAGAGGAAGACGUGCCGACGUGCGGCUACCUGAACGUGCUCUCCAACAGCCGCUGGCGGGAGCGCUGGUGCCGAGUCAAGGACAACAAGCUCAUCCUGCACAAGGACAGGGCCGACCUGAAGACGCACAUCGCCUCCAUCCCACUGCGCGGCUGCGAGGUCAUCCCGGGGCUGGACUCCAAGCACCCCCUGACCUUCCGGCUGCUUCGCAACGGCCAGGAGGUGGCCGUGCUGGAGGCAUCUUCUUCUGAAGACAUGGGCAGAUGGAUUGGGAUUUUGCUGGCCGAGACGGGGUCCUCGACAGACCCCGGGGCCUUGCACUACGACUACAUAGAUGUGGAGAUGUCGGCGAACGUCAUCCAGACGGCCAAGCAAACCUUCUGCUUCAUGAACCGGCGUGUUCUGUCCACUAACCCCUACGUGGGGAGCACCUCCAACGGCUAUGCUCACCCCAGCGGGACGGCCCUUCACUAUGAUGAUGUCCCCUGCAUCAGCGGCUCGUCGAAGGGUAAGAAGCCCCCCGUGGCCUCCAAUGGCAUUAUAGGCAAAGGCAAGGCUCCGAGCGGGCAGCAGAAAAAGGCUGACUCGGCGGCGGGCGUGAAGCGGACGCCUUCGAAUGCUGACCAGUACAAAUAUGGCAAGAACCGGGUGGAAGCAGACGCCAAGCGGCUGCAGGCCAAGGAGGAGGAGCUGCUGAAGAGGCGGGAGGGCCUCCGCGACAGGCUGGCCCAGCUGCGCAAGGAGAGGAAGGGGCUGAGGGCCGCCAUCGACGUGAACAGCGGCAGGAAGACCCAGGUGGUCCUGGAGGAGAAGCUGAAGAGGCUGGAGGAGGAGUGUAAGCAGAAGGAAACGGAGCGCGUCAACCUGGAGCUGGAGCUGACGGAGGUCAAAGAGAGCCUCAAGAAGGCGCUGGCUGGCGGCAUCACCCUGGGGCUGGCCAUCGAGCCCCGCUCAGGGACGUCCAGCCCGCAGUCUCCAGUUUUCAGGCAUCGGACUCUGGAGAACUCGCCCAUGUCCAGCUGUGAGACCAGCGACGCAGAGGGCCCGGUGCCCGUGAACAGUGCGGCCGUCCUGAAGAAGAGCCAGCCGGCCUCCGGCAACUCCCCGUGCCGGGGCCACGUGCUGCGGAAGGCCAAGGAAGCCAUCCUUCCAGAGUCAGAAACGGCGAAGAUCUGGUCUCUAGGCCCGCACCAUCUGUUGUCAGGAAAGCCUGCAGCUCUGGUUCUGUCUCCUGGCUUCUUCUGACUUGUGUCUUCAUUGAUAAAACAGAGAUUGGCCAGGUGACCAACGGGAUCUUUUUAAAAAAAAAGUAAAAAGGCGAGGCGUGAACUCUUCUCUAACCCCUCCCCUGGCCUCCCCACCCUCAUCCUGUAAACCUGUGCCCGCAGGGCCAUCCCGGCGUGCCUUUCAGUCUUUAGCUGGCACUGCCCACUGAAAAAUUUUGAUGCCAAACUUAAAAUCUCAGAAAAUUAAAGAAAAAAAAAGCUAUAGAUUUUCAAAGGAAGCAGUUUUGGAUGGUGUAGCUGGCCAUGUGUGCUGUGAGAGCAUCCUACUUGGUCCACUCACCCUACUUCAUCCAGAGGAGUUUCACUUGUCCUGACGAGCGUGGGGGCCGGCCGCCCUCCCCGCUCUCCCUCUGGGACCCUCUGUAUGCUGCCGUUACCCUUGUUCUCUGGCGGUUUUGGAGCCCAGUGUGGGUUGGCUGGGGAGGUACUGUUUUCUGGAAAGCGGACCUGGUGUUCGAUCAGAUCAGGAGUAAAGCGCUGGCCACACGCUGCCGUGUUCACGGGCCGGUCCCUGACGGUGACGGCUAUAAAUAGCAUCUGCAGUGUCUGCCUUCACAGCACAUGCAUUUGACUGAGCCUGUGUGUGUUGGUAAAUUUGGGGAAAAGGAUGAUUGUGCGCCAUUGGU